AUGUAUGCGGAUUAUACACAAAUCUUCGCUUCCUCUCCCAAUGCACACAGAUUUAUCGUGAAGCUUAAUUCUGAUCUCGCUGAAGUCCGAAAGUGGCACAUCAAGAACAAGAACGCGCUUACAGCGGCAUUCAUUCUCGCCUGCUUGGAGAUUAGAUCGAGAAAUGAGGAGGCGAUUAAUUCUACAAGAAACAUGAUUUACUCGCUAACGUUUUUUUACUUCCUACUUCAUCGACGUCGAUACUUUUUCACGUGUUAACGACGAUCAGAAAUACCUCUGCGGUAGCAGGCUAUACGAGUGUAUAAAUACACGAAAAUCAAGGGCGUCGAUGCCAGAGAAAUUACAUCAUUGUCAGAUAUCAAAAAGUGAUUUACAUGGCACGUCACUUCAAUCAACGCCGAAAAUAAAUCGCAUGCUCAUUUGCAUACAGUGACAAGCUGUUACGGCACGUACACGGUAGUUGGCGUAACCAUUAAAAGGGAAAUGGCCUUAUCGCCAAGUGAUAAAGAAGUAGCUAAUUGUUCUAAAAAACAUACCCAAUUCAAGACUAGAUUGCACAAACCAUACCCUAUUUCAGACCAAAAUGAUGGUCGAAAUUGAUACCCUAUAUUUCAGACUAAAACGGCAAAAAAAAAAAAAACAUACUCUUUGGCGCGGCACAUACCUAUAUAGCCUAUGUAAGGGACUACCCCCCUCCUUCCGGGCGAAAAACGCGUUGCAGGUUAUCAGUCUCGCUGCUUUCGCAAGCGAGACUAAUAAACUUCAAAUGCAUCCGUCUAAAUCAAAACUCUUGUUUAUUGGGUCCUCCUACAAUCUGAACAAUAAGAUAAGUGAGCAACCUGUUGUGCUGGGACUGUCAUGUCGAUUCGAUCUGUAG
Molecule: messenger RNA, 877 nt
Organism: Porites lobata
Lineage: Eukaryota; Metazoa; Cnidaria; Anthozoa; Scleractinia; Poritidae
Source: the annotation of a GenBank genome assembly